Molecule: messenger RNA, 1579 nt
Organism: Conger conger (European conger)
Lineage: Eukaryota; Metazoa; Chordata; Actinopteri; Anguilliformes; Congridae
Gene: cdo1
Product: cysteine dioxygenase, type I
Exons: 5
Coding region: 38-643 (201 amino acids)
Biological process (GO): L-cysteine catabolic process
Molecular function (GO): cysteine dioxygenase activity; ferrous iron binding
Source: RefSeq, a predicted model, not a curated record
UGAAAUAGUUGCAGCGAAGCAGUGGUCUGAAUUAACAAUGGAGAAAACCGAAGUGAAUAACCCUGAAACACUAGAAGAUUUGAUUAAGAUUUUGCACGAGAAGUUUGCAAGUGAUUCCAUUAAUGUCGAUGAAGUGAAGAAUAUAAUGGAAGCUUAUAAAAGCAAUCCUCAGGAAUGGAAGAAGUACGCAAUAUUCGACCAGUACAGGUACACCAGGAACCUGGUGGAUAAAGGAAAUGGAAAAUUCAAUCUUAUUGUUCUCUGUUGGGGUGAAGGUCACGGCAGCAGUAUCCAUGACCACACAGACUCCCACUGCUUCAUGAAGAUGCUCCAGGGCCAGCUGAAGGAGACCCGCUAUGAGUGGCCAGCUGACAGCACGCAGACCGAGAUGAGGAUGAAGAGCCAGAGCAUCCUGCGUGAAAACGAGUGCGCGUACAUAAACGAUAGCCACGGCCUGCACCGGGUGGAGAACUUCAGUCACACGGAAGGAGCCAUCAGCUUGCACCUGUACAGCCCCCCCUUCGACAAAUGCCAGACCUUUGACCAGCGGACAGGACACAAAAACGUUGUCAAGAUGACCUUCUGGAGUGAAUUUGGAGAAAAGACUCCAAUUCAAACCGCAGCUUCGCAGGAAAACAACUAGGCACCCGAAGUCAAAGGCGACUGAAAACACGGCAGUGAAACACCGGGUGAACCAGGACUGGCAAAGGAAUUAUCAGCCAGUAAAGCAAAAACAAACACACUUUGACAAAUUGCAAGUUUCAGUCGAAAAGGAUGUGUCAGUAAUUAGUGCUGUUUUAUCAUGGCGCUGUGUGCGCUUGGCUAAUGCUGAUGAAUGCAGGAUGAAUGUGUGAAUAGCGGUAUUAGGUAGAGCUCUUAGUCUGCUUUUUGUUUGCUAGGCCAGAGAAGCCUCUUGCCAAUAACAGCAUUCCUACGUGUCUGUGAGCUGUGUAAUCACACUUUUGUACUGUUACGAGCGAUGGAAGUGGAUGAAGUGUAUAAUAUGAAGGCAGAAACCGAGCGUGUGUCUAGUCGCAGUCAUCCAUGCUGACAACAUGUAACUAUUAUCACCAGGCCUUCUGUUCUUUUACACACAAUCGAGCACUUUUCUUUCAUAUGCGUUGAUUUCUUUUUAAAUCAUUUUAACAUUCGCUUAAAUUGUACUGACAUAGCAAUUUGUGUAAAAAUGGCGAUUUAAACAUUAAAGAGCUUUUAAAUGUACUAUUUUAAAAUGCAAAACAGGCAAUUUAUAUUUACAAAACAGAUUAUUUUGGUGUUAUUUGUUAUUUGCGUACCGUGCCCAGACUUGUUUUCUUUUUGAUAAGUGUUAAGACGAGAUGAACUGUAGAUUUGAAUGCCUCCAAAAUAUUGAGAGGUUUAAAUACGGACUAUGUAUAUGGAAUGAGUUGUUGAAUGGCUCUCGUUCUUUCUCUCUCAGGACUUUUGCUAGUUUUAUAAUUGUAGCUAAAUUCACAAUGCUUUAUGCAGUGCAAGAGAAUAAAAUCAGUAUGUAUAUUAUUAGAGACAUGGAAUGACCUGCUGUGAGUGUAAAUCAUUAAAUAUUUCUUCUGUCAAAUAA